AUGCUGCUGCCCCAGGUCUUGGAGAGUGCGGAACACAUUCCCCGGGAUUGGGGAGAUCCUGACCACCACCUUACUGUUCAGAGAGGGCAAACCAAAAUACCUGCAUAUACUGGAUUCCCCAAGGCCAGUAAGUCCUAGCUGCUCCAAGGCAUUUCACCUGCUGUCGCUCCUUACCUGUUCACUACCUUAAAUCCCCAUGCUGUGAUUGUUCACAAUGAAGGCCACCAACAAAUAGCAGCAGUGGACAUUGCUAGCACCAUCAAAGGUGCACACCAGAACAGGGGCCUGGGGCUUGCCUUCUUGAGGCAUAGCCAAUGGUUCUGGUUCCUCCUGUUCAUGGUGGCUCUUUCUGUGCCAGAGUCAUGGACUCAGAUUGAGGAUUUAAAAUAUGAACUGGAGAAGUAUGAAGAAGGCCUGUCUGAGAGACUUCAUGCCAUGGUUGGAAACAAAGAUGAUCACUCUGACGCUCAAGCCAAUCUCCCCCAGCUACAGGCCCACCUGGGGCUAAAGGUCAUGGCAGAGCUGUUGCACCUGAAGGAGCUACAUGAUGAUGAUGUGGGGGCUGAGCUGAGCCAGGGCCACAAGCUGCUAAGCCCCGGCGCGCCCCUCCCUCCCGCGCCUCGCCACCUCCCGCGACAGAGAGGGAGCUGCGCGGCCCGGAGCGGCGGCGACCGCGGCGGCCGCAGAAACCCGAGCAUCUGCCCCGCACGCCGGGAAUUCCCAUUCUCUGUCCCCUCUCGUCUCUCUCCCCCUCCCUUCCUCACUGUCACACUCUCUCUGGCCCCCUCCCCCUCUCUUCCUCCCGUUUGCCUGCUCAUCUUCAAACGUGGAUCCGCGGCUCCCGGAGGAGCCCAGCGCUCGGAUCCCUUGCGUCUUGAGCACCUGGAGUCCGGCCGGCGGCGGCUCCAGCCUGGCCCGCGGCGGCGGCGGGAGCGGAGGGAGCGGUAG
This is a messenger RNA of Choloepus didactylus (southern two-toed sloth), 948 nucleotides long. Its product is annotated as mitochondrial ribosome-associated GTPase 2-like. Gene Ontology annotation, cellular component: mitochondrion. The record is from RefSeq and is a predicted model, not a curated record. Gene Ontology annotation, molecular function: GTPase activity; GTP binding. NCBI's taxonomy places the organism in Eukaryota, Metazoa, Chordata, Mammalia, Pilosa, Megalonychidae.